Messenger RNA from Mycena citricolor, 3306 nucleotides. NCBI's taxonomy places the organism in Eukaryota, Fungi, Basidiomycota, Agaricomycetes, Agaricales, Mycenaceae. The record is from the annotation of a GenBank genome assembly.
AUGCCGUCCAAAUUUAGCAAAAAAACCAAAAAGGCGUCAAUCGAGCCGUCGGCUCUCACCCUGCUGGAUGGUCCGACAAAGGGCAAGCGCGGCGUUUUUGGCAAGCUUGCGACCUAUAAACCGCUGUUUCAUUUGGGUGGAAAGGCGAAGACAGCGGUGCGCGUCCCGGCGGAGACCCCGGUAUCUGCACAGCGAGCAUCGUCACCCGCUCGGUCAUCCACACCCAGUAUGCCCAAGCCACAGACGCCUUCUCGUUCAAUUUCCAACCGACGCACUCUUCCUCCUAUGAGUCCAUCGACUCCUCUACGCUCAUCCAUGGUUCCACCGACUCCUACACGAUACGGCGGAUCACCGUUCUCGCGAUCCCCGCCAUUCCAGGAUGACGUGAACCUGCCCUCGAUCGUCACUCCAUUCAACAUCGAGGGGAUCGACGACCGUUAUCAGAGAACUAUGGCUCAGGCGUCGACUGCGUGGCAGGAGAGAAUCAUCCCACGUCUCAUUCCCGUAUUCAUAAAGAUCAUCCACUCCACCCGCGGCUUCCAACGUCUCCAGGAGCUGCCGAUUCCUGGCCGUCGAGUCUGUAGAUGCGGCAAGACUCGCCUUUGUAAGGUGUCCGUCUGUCGUAUGAACGGCAUGUCUUUUGUCUCCGAGGCGUUUGCACUGGCUAAUCUUACAGCAGAGAUAUAUGAUAUUCAGAUAGACGCUUGCGACUGCGUGCCGGCCGCACAACAGCUGCUGGAAGCGGGGCUUUUCCCCUCCGCCCCGUUACAUCCGUCGUUCGCGGUCGAGCUUCAUGUCUUGGAGCUGACCCGAGAGGUAUUCCUGCGGACCUCUCCAAACAACACGGCCUGGACGGCAGCGCUGGAGGCUUUUCUACAAAAUCUUGGUUUCCAGCUUGAUCAUGAGGGAACACUGCGCCGCUCCUUUGCCUCAGCGCUGGAGUGGUACUCACAUCUCCGUAACGUCGUCGAUGAGCACGUCGAUGUUCUCCAGGAGAAGGUUCGGCGCGACGUGGUUGGAGAUGCCGUGCUCGACUCCACUGCCACUCCGCCGCAGAUGGGCACUCGCAAACGGGAUCACAAACGCCCUCUGGAAAAGGAGAAUCCGUUUGCAACACCCAUCAGGCGCACUCGCGCGUCUGAGUAUCUGCGACGUCGAUGCCCCGCGUGCUUUGGGGAUAUGAAGCAUGAUCGCGACUCAACUGCCGAUGUCUGCGUCUGCACGGAUGCAUGCUUCACACAGAAGCGCGAAGCUGGGAAUAUGGAUCCACCCAAGAUCCAUCCGCACAGCGUUUUUAUAUCGGCCGGGACUUGCGAGGAGAUGGAAGCAUAUGUCGAUGAAGUCCGCGGUUCUAGGCCUCUGCCAGGACGUCCCGCACCCAAGAAACGCCGCGGCGCCCGCGUGAAGGCCACCGUAGCCGUCGAGGAGGAGGAGGAGGACCACAUAGAGUAUGAGGCUCUGCAGGUCCCCAAAUCCGUUCUCGACGGCUGCGAAGACUCCUUCAAGGCCGCCGACGAAAGUCGAAUGAGAUCCGACUCCGAUCGUUUUGACGACACCGGUCUCAUGGCUUUGCUGUGCCGGCAUGAUCGCGUGCUCUGGAUGGCGAAUAUGAAGUCCAAAGGAGAGAAACAGUUCUACACGCUUGCCCUGUUGGAAACGUUGUUCCAAGACCUUCCAGAGGACAUUGUCGUGGCCAUUCUCUACGACAUCGCAUGCCAACUCCAUCGAUCCGUUCUCAAGUGGGGCUUCCUCGCGCCGUUCAUCAAGCGCAUGGUCUUUGCUGUGGCUGUGUUUCAUGCAUUCGUGCACCGACUGGAAUGUCAACUGCGCUAUCAUCCUCGAAAAAGGGAAGGGCUGGGCUUCACCAGCGGUGAAGGGUGUGAGCGAUUGUGGCAUCUCAUCAGUCGUCUGAUCUCGUCUCUCCGCAAGUCUGGGUUUCACCACCGGCUAUAUACGUUGAACACCCAACUCCGAUUCAUUGAUGAGAACAACUUGUUUGCCCUUGGUGCCUGGAUGGCGCGUCGGCAGGCCUUCUGUGACAACAAACAGGCGAGCGCCGAGGCCAUUCUGGCUGAGAUGGCGAAGAGAGGAUACAGUCGCGCCGACUUGGCUCAGCAGUGGGACCUUCAGGUGAAGACGCAGACCAAACCACAGCCAAGUCGCUCGAAACAUCUCGGCGUUCAGGCAGUGAACGAGGUGCUCGCGUUGCGCGGGGAGAAGAAGGCUGCAAAAGACCGGGUCUGUGAAGCCGAGCAGACCUGGAAGGACGCCACUGGGGCAGAUGACUCUGCCCGGCUCGAUGCGCGUUCAGCCCUUCUGGAAGCGCGGCUCGAUCUGGAGACUGUGACGGAGAACCUGGCCAAAAGGGAGGCUGCCUUGGGAGUCGAUGGACAAGCGCGCUUGGAGAAGGCACAGAAGAGCAAGUUCUUCGAAUACCGCAUGAAUGCGCUUGCCCUCAAGACACUUAUCCUCAGUCUACUACGAUCUCGAAACUUGGAGCUUUCGGAAUUGAAGCGGUCAGGUCAUCGCCAGCAAGGAUCGAAUGGUAUGAUCUCAAUACUCUCCACUGUCCGCAUGUCGCUGAUCCGUGGGAUAGAAUGGAAACUUCGGAGCGCGAUAUCCACCUCUGUGCGAAAUCGACUUCCGCGAAUCCGUCGACUUAUCACGGAGUACAACAAGCUCUGUUCGAAACUUGCGGACCUUGCCAUUCACCGUCAAGCGCCCAAGGGGGCGAAGAUUCCGGCGACGAUCGAUCUCAAGGCCAUUCCGACCCUGGAUGUGGAUGACAGCAUCUGGGACGAUGCCGGUCUCACCGACGCCGAUCUGGGUACCACCCCCCCGCCCUGGUUGGUAGAUGACUCAGUCAAGCGCGGCAUCAGAGCACUUUUGGACGAGAAGCGAGCCGAGGAGGAGGGUAGGUUCCUGCGCAACGAGAGACGCUCAAUGAAGGCAUGGUUUCAAGAGGAGUGGUUGGUCGUCAAUCGGGCACUCGAAUCCGCUGGUGAGUUCUUGCUGCUUCAGCGUCUGACCAACCUGACCACAACAGAUUGUGAUGCCCUUCAAUUCCAAUUCCAAAUCCGCAGGACGAGGCUUGUUGCGCUCUGUGCUGUGUGGCAGAGCUCGCUUCCCGCGGGGGACUUCGUUACUCGCUGGGGUCCCUCCGAUGUUGAGUUGGCCGAGGUGGAUGUGAAAAAGCAUCAGCGACAAAGGAAUGGUGACAUUGUAGAUGUCAAUCCAUUUUCCGCUCCACUCGAAAUCGUUGCCGAAGAGGAUGACGGCCUUGCAUGGGAUCUGUUUGACAUUUGA